GGCCCUCGGCGCGCCCCGGUUGGCUGCGGCGGGGCCCGCGGCGGUGGCGGCCUCGGCAGCGGUAGUGGUUUCUCGGUUUUCUUAGUUUCCUCCGCCCCCUCUUGUCGGACGCUGCUGUUUGCUCGCCGUAAAAAAAAAUCAACUUUAUUGUUCCUCAGCCCCACCUCCCGGCGCGGCGCGGCCUCAGGAUGCACUGAGGCUGAGGGGAGGGAGGCGGCGGCGGGUCGCGGUCGCGGACCCUCUCCGAGCGCCCAGCCGGAGGUGGGGGAGUCACGAUGUCCGGGAGCCGCCAGGCCGGGUCGGGCUCCGCCGGGACCAGCCCUGGCUCUUCGGCGGCCUCCUCGGUGACUUCCGCCUCCUCGUCCUUGUCCUCCUCCCCGUCGCCCCCUUCCGCGGCGGCGGCGGCGGCGGCGGCGGCGUCCGGCGGGGCGGCCCAGGCCGCGGGGUCGGGCGGCCUCGGGGGCCCGGCGCGGCCUGUGCUGGUGGCCGCCGCCGUGUCCGGCAGCGGCGGCGGGGCGGUGUCCGCGGGCCUGUCUCGGCUCAGCUGCGCGGCCAGGCCCAGCGCCGGCGUGGGAGGGAGCAGCUCCAGCCUCGGCAGCGGCAGCAGGAAGAGACCUCUGCUUGCCCCCUUGUGCAACGGGCUCAUCAACUCCUACGAGGACAAAAGCAACGACUUCGUGUGCCCUAUCUGCUUUGAUAUGAUUGAGGAAGCAUACAUGACGAAAUGUGGCCACAGCUUUUGCUACAAGUGUAUUCAUCAGAGUUUGGAGGAUAAUAAUAGAUGUCCCAAGUGUAACUAUGUUGUGGAUAAUAUUGACCAUCUGUAUCCUAAUUUCUUGGUGAAUGAGCUCAUUCUCAAACAGAAGCAAAGAUUUGAGGAAAAGAGGUUCAAAUUGGACCACUCAGUGAGUAGCACCAAUGGCCACAGAUGGCAAAUAUUUCAGGAUUUGUUGGGAACUGAUCAAGAUAACCUUGAUUUGGCCAAUGUCAACCUCAUGUUGGAAUUACUAGUGCAGAAGAAGAAACAACUGGAAGCAGAAUCACAUGCAGCCCAACUACAGAUCCUUAUGGAAUUCCUCAAGGUUGCAAGAAGAAAUAAGAGAGAGCAACUGGAACAGAUCCAGAAGGAGCUGAGUGUUUUGGAAGAGGAUAUUAAAAGAGUGGAAGAAAUGAGCGGCUUGUACUCUCCUGUCAGUGAGGAUAGCACAGUGCCUCAAUUUGAAGCUCCUUCUCCAUCACACAGUAGUAUUAUUGAUUCUACAGAAUACAGCCAACCUCCUGGUUUCAGUGGCAGUUCUCAGACAAAGAAACAGCCUUGGUAUAACAGCACAUUAGCAUCAAGAAGAAAACGACUCACUGCUCAUUUUGAAGAUUUAGAGCAAUGUUACUUUUCUACAAGGAUGUCUCGAAUUUCAGAUGAUAGUCGAACUGCAAGCCAGUUGGAUGAAUUUCAGGAAUGCUUGUCUAAGUUUACUCGAUAUAAUUCAGUACGACCUUUGGCUACAUUGUCAUAUGCUAGCGAUCUCUAUAAUGGUUCCAGCAUAGUCUCUAGUAUUGAAUUUGACCGGGAUUGUGACUAUUUUGCAAUUGCUGGGGUUACAAAGAAAAUUAAAGUCUAUGAAUAUGGCACAGUCAUUCAGGAUGCGGUGGAUAUUCAUUACCCUGAAAAUGAAAUGACCUGCAAUUCCAAAAUCAGCUGUAUCAGUUGGAGUAGUUACCAUAAGAAUCUGUUAGCCAGCAGUGAUUAUGAAGGCACUGUCAUCCUAUGGGAUGGAUUUACAGGACAGAGGUCAAAGGUCUAUCAGAUCUAUAUUCUGUCUGAGACUACUUUGUCUUCCUUCUGUAUCCAGGAGCAUGAGAAAAGGUGUUGGAGUGUUGACUUUAAUUUGAUGGAUCCUAAACUCUUGGCGUCAGGUUCUGAUGAUGCAAAAGUGAAGCUAUGGUCUACCAACCUAGACAACUCAGUGGCAAGCAUUGAGGCGAAGGCUAACGUGUGCUGUGUUAAAUUCAGCCCCUCUUCUAGAUACCAUUUGGCUUUCGGCUGUGCAGAUCACUGUGUCCACUACUAUGAUCUUCGUAACACUAAACAGCCAAUCAUGGUAUUCAAAGGACACCGAAAAGCAGUCUCUUAUGCAAAGUUUGUGAGUGGUGAGGAAAUUGUCUCUGCCUCAACAGACAGCCAGCUAAAGCUGUGGAAUGUAGGGAAACCAUACUGUCUACGUUCCUUCAAGGGUCACAUCAAUGAAAAAAACUUUGUAGGCCUUGCUUCCAAUGGCGAUUAUAUAGCUUGUGGAAGCGAGAACAACUCUCUUUACUUGUACUAUAAAGGACUUUCUAAGACUUUGCUAACUUUUAAGUUUGAUACAGUCAAAAGUGUUCUGGAUAAAGACCGAAAAGAAGAUGAUACAAAUGAAUUUGUUAGUGCUGUGUGCUGGAGGGCAUUGCCAGAUGGGCUGGAUGGUUUAUAACACUUUAGAAAAUUUUCCUGACUGGAAGAGGGCCAAUCUGAAUGAACUCUUGUCUUGGGCGUGGAAGGAAAGAAGAUGCUGAGCAUGGACCCUGACUUCCAGGAAGACUGUGGCUCCCAUCUCCUAAGUGCCCCACUCUUCCCUUAGCGUCCAGGCUAGAGUGGGGUGGGGAGGUAGAAAAGAGAGGAGACAAGAAGGUGGUGGAAAACUGAAGCAAAGCUGUAAUUUAUUUCUUCUCUAAGUUAAUUACAUUAAGUGUAAAUAUUCCUUGACCUUAAUAUCCACUACUGUAUGGGACAACCUCUGUGAAAACAUUUGUUGCUUUAGAUAUUUUAUGGUGAAUAUUGUAAUGAAAUCAACAAAAUAACAUUUAGUGGAUCUGCCACUCAACAUUUUAAAUAUAUCAUUAUUGUCAUUUUUCUAUGUACUGUAAUGGAAUUUGACCUACAUUAGAAUGGUUCUCAUAAUUUUUCUCAUUAAAUAUUUUUUUUGAAAUAGUGUUUGUCCUUCUGCAGUAUGCCAAUUUUGAAGCAUAAUAUUGACAGAAAUCUUUAAGCUACUUGGUUUUUGCUUUUAUUUUUUAUUUUACCUUGUGUGAGGGAAAAAAGAAAUAUAUUAAUUUGAGAGUGCAUUCUGAAUUAUGCCAUUAACCUAUAAGUAAUUUUUCAUUAUUAUCCCACCACACUUAAAAUUGUCCAAAAUAUUUUGAGAUGGGAAGGGAUUUAACUUUAGUUUCUAUUAGCAAUAAUCGCGCCUCGGAUAAACCUCAUUGGCUACGAUACUGCCACUGCGCAAAGCUUAACUUUGGUUUCUAAAUGUUUCUCUUUUGAUAGUUCCUACCAAAUUUCUGUUAGAAGUAGUGGAAGGCUGGAGAGUGAAUACUGAAUAUCAUUUCCUUGACAUAAAAGUUUUUAAUGAAUACUACUUGAGUUGGUUUUGUAUGCUGAGUAUAUGUAUGAAAAAUCAUGAUUAUUGUUUUCCAAUUAAAUAAAAACAUAGUAAUUACUUAAAUCAGAAUUAACCAAGUACAGCAACUGUUUAAGAGAAAAGUGUUUCCUGCUAAUUCAAGCUUGCAUCCUAUCUGGGGAAAAGAAAUAUGUGUUUAUAUUUUACUUCACUAGUCUCACGGUAAUCCCAGUUGUUCUCAUGAAGUCUCUCUAUUGAUGUGAUCCUUACAGCCUUUCAGAUCUCUUACUCUCUCAUUUGUUAAAUCCCAUUUUAUGCAGCAUUUUUCCAAAUAAAGCUACAAAAAUUGGUGUUGAUAUUUCUAGGACGGUAGAAAAGUUAUUACUACUGAACAUAGAAAUAAUUUGAUUAUGUAGAUUAAAGAAAAGUCAAUCUAUUAUAAUUGCUGUAAAGAAGCUAUUUAAUUUGGGGCCUGGUUUUUUUUUUUCUUUUAAUUUAAGAUUUUAUUUAUUUAUUUGACAGAGAGCAACACAGCGAGAGAGGGAACACAAGCAGGGGGAAUGGGAGAGGGAGAAGCAGGCUUCCCGCAGAGCAGGGAGCCCAAUGCAGGGCUCUGUCCCAGGACCCUGAGAUCAUGACCUGAGCCAAAGGCAGACGCUUAACAACUGAGCCACCCGGGUGCCCCUUGGGGCCUUUUUUUACUCUAGAUAAGAAGAUUAAUUUGGAUGAAAAUAUAGAUUCUUUAUUUGAACUGGGAUAACCAACCGAAAGGUAAAGAUAAAGGCAGAAAAUAAAUCCGAAUCAUUUGGUUUAAAUGACCAGAGUGUUUACGCAUUGUUGAGAAUUAAAUAGACAGUUGAUACUGCUUACGUUUGUCUUCAAGGUCUUUGACUUUGAUGGAAGUUGGAACUUUAGGGAUAGAUUAUAUAGAAAGUAAAUCUGACUUCAAGAUUCAGUUCCUUUUUGUUAAUUUACUGUUUUAAAUCCUAAGUAUCCAGAGCUGUGGCUUUGUGGCACACCAAGUAUAUCUUUGUGAGUUGCUUCCCAGAGCUUGAGAGAGCAAAAGUAGUAAUUGCCUUUGCUUUCAGUGGGUUUUUUUUUGUUUGUUCGUUUGUUUUUAUUUCUCACAACAUUCCAAACAUAGGUUUAUUUUAGGAGACCCAAGAGUUUAUCUUUUUAUUUUUAAAAAAUUGCUAAGAAUUAUUUUAUCUCUUACAGUUCCUCAUGUAGUGUUAUCACCUGAUAGAUAAGAAGUGAAAUAUUUUAUUUCAUGCCAGACUAUCUAAAUACUUUUGAAAUAUGUAGCUCAAUAUGUAUAAUUCUUAUUUUUAGCAGCCAAGAAUAAUUUAGGUUUCACAAGUCAUACUUAUGUGCCCUUACUCUUUCACUAACCAACCAGAUCUGUAAUUCACAUGAUAAUCCUUGAUGUUUGUAUUAAUGGUAGACUAUAGUGGUUCUAGUAAGUCCCAAAUGUCAACUGAUAAGAAUGGAUAAUUGUUGUAGAGACUUACUGUGGGUAUUUAUAUUUACAAGGAGGGUUUAUGCCUCUCCCAAUUAAAAAGUUAGCCUUGUCACUUCAAAAUUCAAUAGGAGUCUGUGUUUAUGAGUAAUAUUUUCAUUUCCUCAAAGUUUUAUUUUUUUGUUUAAGACUUUUUAAUUCUAAGCUUUUUACAUUUCUCUGGAUUUUUAAGAUCUGACAAUUGUGUUUUCCUUUACUAAUAGAAAGGAUGAAUUACUGAUGGCAAAACAAAUUCUAGGAUCCCAUUAUAGGGAUCUUGCUGGUCUUUAUGGGUAAGGGAAAGCCUGGUUACCCUGUAGAGUUUACAUUCUCCAUCCAAGUCCUCACCAUGUUUAAAAAUAGGUUUCAGUCUUUCUGUAAUGAAGAAGUAGAAUGAAGAAAACCACUUAAUUUUGACCAGAGUUGAGAUUGUUUUCUGUAUGUUAGGGGCAUUGCUUUUACUUAUUUUUCCUUUUCCUUUUUAUUCUCUGCUUUCCAAGCCAUCAUUUUAGGGAUAUGGAGAAAAAAAUAACUUCUCAAGGGUAGUAACUUGUUGGUUGGUUGGUUGCUUUUUGGCUUUUGUUUUUUUUGUUUUGUUUAAAUCUCAUAUUAACUUUAAACUCCUCCAUUUGAUACAACCAAUGGAGUGAAAGGGUUUUGUUUUUUGGUAAUAUUAAUAAAUUGUUUGAAGGUGUAUUUUUGCUGUUGACUGAGAUUUAUCAAAAACAUAAGUUACAUUUUAAGCUUGUGUAUAUCUUGUGUCUUUUUAGGUGUAAGGAUUUGCAUCAACCUGAGUUAUUAAGAGUGAAACUCUUGGCUCAGAAUAGAUGUGAAUCAACCCUUAGGAAGAGAUUCUCUCACCUAGUUUAGGUGCCAUGUUUCUUACUUUGUGAUAGAUAAGUGGCAAUUACUUUUUUUUUUUUAAAGAUUUUAUUUAUUUAUUUGACAGAGGGAACACAAGCAGGGGGCAGUGUUUGGGAGAGGGAGAAGCAGGCUUCCCGUGGAGCAGGGAGCCCGACGUGGGGCUCGAUCCCAGGACGCUGGGAUCAUGACCUGAACGGAAGGCAGAUGCUUAAAGACUGAGCCACCCAGGCGCCCCCGCAAUUACUUUUUAAAAUAAGCAUGAGGUUUUGGUUCUUUGCAUGAACAUUUGCAUUUGAAUUAUUAUGCAGUUUUCUCUUAUGCUUGCUAAAAUAUACAAGUUAUAUAUCAAAAGACUCAAAACAAGUCAAAAUAACUACGAGCUUCCUUCUCAGGCUGUAAUAUAUAAAGUAAUGCCUAACCAAGCAGAAACUUACCUUCAGCAUUUGGACCCUCUAAAUCCAGUUAUAUCUUAUUCAGGAGACCAAUGACUUUUUUUUUUUUUAAUCCCUUCAUCAUCUCUGCUUUAGAAUGUUCUAUUUUUCUCCACUAGUAAAGAACUUUUAGAAAACAGAGAAUAGGGAAAAUUUGCCCUGUAAUAGUAGCACCUAAACAAAACCGCAGUUAAUGUUCUGAUGUCUGUCCUUCCAGUCUUCAACCUGCAUUUCUUAAAUAGUUUUACGUUAUCAGUAUGUUUUGUAUUUCGUUUUUUACACUAACUACAGCUAAGCAUUUCCUCUCCUUACAUCAUAAUGUUAGUGUAAGGCAUUUAUAUUUAUUAUGAAUUAGUUUGUCUGUUAUUAUUAAACAUUUAGGCUGCCUCUAAGUUUUUCAUAGUUCUAAGUUUGCAAUGUUUUGGGGCCUAUUGUUUUUCCCCUUUUGUCUUGUAAUAUUAUAUUUAUAAUACAAAAUCCUGUAAGUGGGGGAAAAACUGGAUCAAAGGGUUCAGAUUAUUUUUUAGCUUUUGAUAUCUACUAUUAUUUUGAUUUCCAAAAACAGCCCAGUUUUUACACUAUAGUUUCUCCUUAGCAUGCCAGCAGUGAUUAUCAGGGGUGGGAGGUGAAGGGACAAGGCAGUGAGGUGAGAAGAGGGAGAUGAGGUAGGAGGUGUGUGUAUUUUCAUGUAGCACAUUCUUUGAAAUCUGAUUGCUAGGUAUACGCAUUGUUUUGUUGCUAGCUAUGAUACCUUUGGAAAAUUCCUUAUCCUUUCUGAGUCCACUUCCUCAUUUUUGAAGUGGGUUAAUACAAAUUUUUUUUUUUUUUUUAAGAUUUUAUUUAUUUAUUUGACAGAGAGAGCACAAGUAGGCAGAGUGGUAGAGGAGGGAGAAGGAGAAGCAGGCUCCCUGCCGAGCAGGGAGCCCGAUGCGGGGCUCGAUCCCAGGACCCCGGGAUCGUGACCCGAGCUGAAGGCAGACGCUUAAUGACUGAGCCACACAGGUGCCCCAAUACAAAUAUUUAAUACCUCAAAGUGUUGUUAGGAAGCAAAUGACAUUAUGCAUAUGAAACACUUAUGCAUGGUAAGUUUUCAGUAAAUGGUAGCUUCAAUACUAGUAACAAAUUAAUGUAUAAAAGUUGGAAAAUUAACAUUUUGAGCAUCUAUCCUGUCCUCCUGUCUUGCUCAGUAUUUUGUGUAAGUUCUGCAAAUCUAUUCCAGAUAUAUUUCUAGGUAGAAGGAACAGCAUGUGCAAAAGCUUAAGAAUAUGAAAGAGCCCUGUAUGUCUGGAGCCUGCUAGGAUAUAACACGACUUGUGGGAGAUGAAAUGGGAGAUGGUAGAUUAAGAAGAGUGAUUUUUUUUUUUUAAGGGUCAUUCUGGACUUUGUUAAAAACCUUGAACCUUUAUCUGUGCAACUAUAUAAAGUUAAGAAAAGUGAUUGACUUCAACUUUUGGUUUGUGGUUUUAGUUUAAUUAACAACAACAACCAAAAAGAUGUGGUAGGCAAGACUGCAAAGGCACUGGGGAUAGGGUUUUACUUUGGUCCAAGAAUUUGGGAAAUAUAUUUGAAGUUAAAUUUGCAAUAUCCACUGUUUUAUUAGAGGGAUGAAGACUCUAGGCUUAUAGCAGUUAAUUAGCUUUUUUUAUUUAGGUAAGUCACCUAAUACCUGAGUUUCAUUUCCCUCUUCAGUUUGAAGGGGUUGUGUAUCAGACUUCUAUUGCCCAGUGGCUAUAUGUAAAACCAACUUAUAUGCUUAUAGUAAGACCAUAUUGUUUACAUGUAUGUCCACUAAUAAGCUGAAUCUUGUUUUAUCUCAUAUAUACAAACUCAUGAAAACAUUGUGUGAGAAACUCCCUGGUUUGCACUAUUUCUCUCUUAAUUCAGCUUCUGAACUCACUUACAAAUGGAAUAACUGCCUCCAAUUCUAGGAUGUGCAUUAGCUGUAAGGGAAGAACCCUUUUGCCAGUUAGACAUAACUUAUCCCAGACGAGAAACUUUCUUGAUGUUGAAAACAUGGGGAAACAAGUUUUAUAAAGGCAAUUUUCUAAGAAAAAUGGAAUUUUCUUAAGCUAGAAAUCCUUAUUGAGCAAAUUGUAACACCUCUCAAGGACUACACUUUUUUUUUAAAAGAUUUGAUUUAUUUAUUUGAAAGAUUGAAAGAGGCAUAGUGGGGGGAGGGGCCGAGGGAGAGGAGAGAGAGAUCUCUGAGGAGACUCCACAUCCAGCGUGGAGCCCUACAUGGGGCUCAGUCUCACAAACCUGAGAUCAUGACCUGAGCUGAAGCCAAGAGUCAGAUGCUUAACCUACUGAGCCACCCAGGCGCCCCUCAAGGACUGUACUUCUAAAAUAUGAAUGUUUUACAUAUAACAGUAGCAAGAAAAGAAAUAAUUCAUGUUUUAAAAGCUCCCUAAAAUUUGAACGUUUUUGUUCCCAUAUUCUUUUUUUAAAAAAGAUUCAUUUAUUCAUUUUAGAGAGAGAGAGAGAGAGCAUGCACACAAGCAUGGGAAGGGGCAGAGGGAGAGAAUCCCAAGCAGACUCGCCACUGAGUGCAGAGCCCCACCCAGGGCUUGAUCCCAUGAGACCAUGACCCAAGCUGAAACCAAGAGUUGGACAGCCAACCGACUGAGCCACCCAGGCUACCCUUUGUCCCCAUAUUCCUUACUAAUUCACUCUUAAUAUAAUGUUUCUGAUACUGUAAUUACUACAUUAUGUUUUGCAUUAAUUUUGGCAAUACUCUUAUUGUCACAGGUUAAGAGAAAGUUACUGUAUUUGAAUUUAUAUUGCAUUUUAAUAACAUCUGCUCUCAUGUUCCUCUAAUGAAAAGCUUCUGUUCUAAUUACUUAAUAUUUUAAGGGAUUAUUAUGUGAUGGGAAAAAUAAGAGACCAAUGCUUUUUUCCCUUUCUGACAUUGCUGUGAAGUUUUGAUCGUGCAACUUAACCUAUGUUUUAAAAUGAAAGCAUUGGUGCAGUAGCAUUCUCAUUUUUCUACCUGUAUAACUGUAGUCUUGCAUAUUUGCAUUAGUUAGCUCUGUUAACAUUGAAAUACUAACAGAAAUGGUAUUUCUUUGGGUUGGUAAUUCUAACACUUCAGACUAGUACUAAGUUGAUGUGAUUAACUAGUUUUCCAGGACUGAAUCCUUUUUCUAAAGUUCCUUGUUAAAUCAAAUAUGUGUCUUAGUUAGAGUAGCAAUUACCAUAGUUGUUUACUCUUAAUGGUCCUUUGGGGCUCUUUGAUUUGUCUCCUACAAAGUUCUUGGAAUUCAUGGAACCUACCCCACAAGGUUUUUUAGGAUGUUCUUUGACCCACUAAAAACAUAUGAAAAAGUUUGUCAUGUCCAUGUGAUUAUUUUACUAGAGAGUUUAUUGCUUUUAUUAGAUUCAUAAAGGGGAUCAAAAUAUUAAUGAUUAAAAAUUAGUGCUACAAAAUGUAGUCUGGCAAGUUGACUUGAUAGGACUAUGAAGUAAAUUGUACUAGAAUACCAAUUACUAAAAAUUAUAAAUGUUAAUUUUCUGCUCUCACUUUGAAUUUUACAUUAAUUCUUAUAUAGCUUGGCUGAUUUAAAGAUUUAUUUAUUUAUUUAUUUUUGCAAGAGGGAAGGGGAGAGAGAGAGAGAGGGAGCACGAGUGGGAGGGAGCGGUAGAGGGAGAAGCAUACUCCCAGCUGAGCAGGGAGCCUGAUGCGGGACUUAAUCCCAGGACCCUGGGAUCAUGACUUGAACCAAAGGCAGACACUUAACCAACUGAGCCACCCAGGCACCCUAGCUUGGCAGACUUAAAAGAAAAAAAAUCACAGAAUAAGUGUACAGAAGCUCUUUAUUUUAAUCCCUUCAUUUUCUCCUCUACUUCUUCUAGUCUAGAGUCAUGUUAUCUAUUAUUUUAAGAGAGUGAGAAACCUUAACCAAAUCACUUUGCUUCUCUUUGCUUUCUCAUCUUUUAAGAAAGGAAGCAACACCAGAUUUACUGCCUCACAGUGCUGUCGUAAAACUCAAAUGACAUUUUUGGCUGUGAAUAAGCAUUUUAACCAACAUCCUGUGACAUUCACACAAAAUACAUCUGUCAUAUAAAGAACAGACCAAUUAUGUGAAGAAUUCUGCACUAAUUUGUUAAUACAUAGUUAGGAAACUAGUUAAGAACUAGAACAAAUAAUGCUAAAAUUUGUAUGGAAUCACAAAAGACCCCUAUUAGCCAAAGCAGUCUUGAGAAGGAAGAACAAAGCUAGAGGUAUCACAAUCCCAGAUUUCAAGAUAAAAUAUAAAAAUGUAUUAAUCAAAACAAUGUGGUACUGGCACAAAAAUAGACACAUAGAGCAAUGAAACAGAAUAGAGGGCCAGGAAAUAAACCCACGAUUAUAUGGCCAGUUAAUCCAUGACAAAGGAGGCAAAAAUAUACAGUUGGAAAAAGAUGGUCUUUUCAACAAAUGGCAUUGGGAAAACUGGACGGCUACGUGCAAAAGAAUGAAAUGGACCACUUUCUUAUACCAUACACAAAAAUAAACUCAAAAUGGAUUAAAGACCUACAUGUGAGACCUGAAACCAUAAAACUCCUAGAAGAAAACAUAGGGAAUAAUUUCUUUGACAUCAGCCGUAGACAUUUUUCUAUGGCAAGGGAAACAAAAGCCAAAAUAAACUAUUUGGACUGCAUCAAACUAAAAAGUUUUUGCACAGCAAAGGAAACCAUCAACAAAAUGACAAGGCACCCUACUGAAUGGGAUAAGGUAUUUGCAAAUGAUAUAUCUGAUAAAGGGUUAAAAAGCCAAUAUAUAUAAAGAACUUCUACAACUCAACACCCCAAAAAUAAAUAAUCUGAUUUUAAAAUAGACAAAUGACCUGAAUAGACAUUUUUCCAAAGAAGACAAACAGAUGGCCAAUAGACACAUGAAGAGAUGCUCAUUAUCACUCAUGAUCAUGGAAAUGCAAAUCAAAACUACAAUGAGAUACCACUUUUCACCUGUCAGAAUGGCUAGAAUAAAAAAGACAAGAAAUAACAAGUGUUCGUGGAGGAAAGGGAACCUUUGUGCACUGUUAGUGGGAAUAUAAAUUGGUGCAGCCACUGUGGAAAACAGUAUGGAGGUUUCUCAAAAAAUUGAAAAUAGAAUUACUGUAUGAUCCAGUAAUUCCACUACUAUUUACCCAAAGAAAACACAAACACUAAAUCAGAAAGAUACAUACUCCUAUGUUUUUACUGCGGCAUUAUUUAUAGUAGCCAAGAUAUGGAAGCAACUCAAAUAUCCAUCAAUAGAUGAUUGGGUAAAGAAGAUAUAGUAUACAUACAUGAUGAAAUAUUACUCGGCCAUAAAAAAGAAUGAGAUCUUGUCAUUUGCAGCAACAUGGAUGGACCUAGAGGGUGUAAUGCUAAGUGGAAUAAGUCAAAAAGACAAAUACCAUGAUUCCACUUGUGGAAUUUAAGAAACAAAACAAGCAAAGAACAAAAGAGAAACAGAAAAAAAGACUCGUAAAUACAGAGAACAAACUGGAAUUUGCCAGAGGUGAAGUGGGUAGGGGGACAGGUGAAAUACAUAAAGGGGAUUAAGAAUAUGUAUAUUAUGAUGAUCAGUAAAUAAUGUAUAGACUUGUUGAAUCAUUAUAUUGUACAUUUGAAACUAACACUGUAUGUUAACUGUACUUCAGUUUAAAAAUUUUAAAAUCUCAUUUUCUAUUUUAACAAAAUACACAUAAAAAAGAAAAAAUAACUCCAUAAAAAUUGCUAAUAAUCUGCACAUAAUCUCACAAGUAAAGAGGAAGAGCAGGUCAGUAAGAUUAUAAAAACACCUUUUUCCCAUCUAAGAAUAGUAAAUCUGUUUAUUAAAAGAAGUUUCAAUUGGGCUUAUGUAUCUCAGCCCACUUAUUAAAGGUACGUUUUAUGGGGUAUGCCAAGAGUUAUUAAUAUAACUUUGAAUAAAUAUAAAACAUGUUUUACUUUUUUUUUUUUCAUGUUUUACUUUUAACAUGAGCUUUAUAGGAAGAAUUGUUUAGAGUAAAAUAUUCCUAAUUUGAAAUAAAAGGACUGCAUCCAUAAUGUGUUUACUCUUUCUCACAGUUCGUUGAUAAUCAGUAUGCCUGGUGGUGGGUUCUGAAAGUGUUUAUAGGGAAUAUAAAAGAGGAAUGUGAAAUAGAAUUUUCAUGUUCUAUGGGUAAAAAAUAACAAAAAGGAUGCUGAACUAUUUAAGUAUAAAUUUUCUUAUAAAUUUAAUUAUAAUUUUCUCUAUUUCUGUUUUUAUAAAUGAAAAAUUUAUUAUAGUGUAAUAAUUAUCUUACUAACUGUUCUGCAUUAUCACCUGGAUGUUUUGAUGUAUUAAUCUUGAAAACAGAAGAUUCUUACUUGGGAAACUUAGUGAGUCAGUUGUUAAGAAAAUAGAGUAUAAAUUUUACCUGAGUAGUUACACAUGUUAAUUUUCAAUAAGGUUCUUUUUGUUGUUUUUUUAGUGUGCAAGGUUCAGUUUCCAUCCCUCUCAAAACAAUAGGAAAACAUAGUUUCAUUUUACUGUUUGUCAUUGGGUGUUUUUACCUCAUAGUGAAGGCUAUAUAUAAAAAUUUUUUAAAUCUUUACCCUUUUAAAAUUUGGAAGACAUGUUUAUUAAGUAGACUAUAAGUUAAGGACCAGCAUAAUAAUCUUUUGGUAUCUAGUGUUUUCUUCCUCAUAUAUUCUAAAGUGAUUCAAAUGUAGUAUCUCAGAUAAUAAUAAGAUGAAUUUUUCUCAUUUGUGUAAGUAUAUCUCAGUUCUGACCUGAGACCUCUAGGUUUUUCCCAUCAAAGAUUUGUCUUGAAUAGAUUAUUCCACCUGAUAGGGAAUUCUAGGCAAAAGUUUUGUGUUUGUUUUCUCUUUAAAUAUUGUGUGUGACAAAUGUGAGUGAAUUGAUUACAAUUUGAAUUUGAGGUCCUGGAAGUAAGAGGUUAUUAUAUUAAUUUGACUUGCUAGUUCUUUUUCCCCACUUUAUCACUGUUCAAAAUAUAUAUGGUAUUUUGUGUUGAAGUGUUAUCUUGAGCAAUAAUUAUACUUUGUAAAAUAACUGACUCACCAGUAUAAAUUUAAACUCACAUUUUUAGGGAAGUAGAACUGUUUUUUUUUUUUUUUCUCCGAACAUGCAUGGGUAUACAUAUAUGUACACAUUCAUAAUUUUUUCAAAAACCAUUCAAAUCCAUUCAUUACAAGGAGUAGUGUUCACCUUUGCCAAAGCACAUAAUGUCUUACCACAUAACUUUAUUUACUCUUCCAUUCUUUCUCUCUUUGAAAGUGUGUUUUUGAAAUAUUCUGGAGCAUCAGCAUGUCAGUAAAAAGAGUAAUAGGUAAUUGCUAUUCACUCUAGCUUUGUUGUGACUUCCACAGAAGAAUCAACUUCAGCAUCUGUACAGAAGGAAGUUUUAAUGGUCAUUAGCCUAGCAUUUGAAAUAAAAUGUUAAUGAACAAAGGGUAUAUAGCAACUUUUCUUUAAUGCAUUCCCCUGCCUAUUUACCACCUGUUUCCACCACUUCUGAAAAAGUACAUCCAAAAGGAACAUGUACUUAAACUGUUCCUUUAAUUUUUAAUUUUCAUCCAGGUUACAGAUUUUAAAAUUUCCCUUGAUAUUUUCUGCUUGGCCUUUAAGUUAUUUGGAAUGUAUUGUUUAAUAUCCACAUUUGGUUUCUAGUUUAAUUUUGUUGUGGUCUGAGGAAUGAAUAUAUGGCUUCUACUUUUGGGGGUUUAAAAUUAGUUUCAUGGUUUCAAAUAGUUCCAUGUGCAUUUGACAAGAAUCUGAAUUCUGCUUUUGUUAGGUAGACUGUUCUGUAAAUGUUAAUUAGGUCAACUUUGUUGAUAGUGUUUUGCAAUUUUUAUAUAAUCUUGCUAAUUGUCUAGUUCUAUCAGUUAUAGAGUGGCAAUUUUGAAAUCUUCAGGUAUAAAUUGUUCAGUUUUCUAUUUCUCUUUUCAAUUCUGUCAGGUUUUGAUUUAUGUAAUUUUGUGUUGUGUCCCAUAUAUAAUUAUUAUAGCCUGUGAUGUGUAUUGAUUUUUAUCAUUAUGAAAUUUUCCUUUUUGUCUGUUGUCAUAUUUUGGGUUAUAAGGUCUAUUUUGUCUGAUAUUAAUAUAGCCACUCUAGCUUUCUUUCAGUUACAGCUUCUUUGGUAUAUCAUAUUAAUACCUUUCAAUAUCAAUCUAUUUAUGUCUGAAUGUAAGGUAUAGAUGGCACAUAGUUGAAUGUUCUUUUGUUAUUCAGUUUUACAAUCUCUACUUUUUGAUUGGGUGUUUAAAUUAUUUAAUGUAUUGAUCUGGUUUGAUUUACAGAUAGUCCCAACAUCUGUGUCAUACCUGAAUCUAGUUUAAUGAUUGUCUCAUCAGAUUGUUUUUUCCUGAAUGCCUUGUAAUUUUUGGUUAAAAGCCAUAUAUAUUGUAUGGGACAGUAGAUACUGAAGGAAAUAUUUUUUUUGCUUGUAUGAGCAUGCUUUUCAUUCUGCCAUUCCAUUAUGGGGGCUGUGUUAAUGUUGUCAUGAUUUAGUUAGUUUUUUUUUUUUUAAGUUUGUUCUUGCUAUGAUUACCCUCAUUGGACCAUAUUCUAGUAAUACUUUGUGUUUAGAGUCUUGGCUGCUUUGCCAGAGGAUUUUUCUCAUUGUGUUCUCUGUUGGGUUUUCAGCCUGCCCUUUGCACUGCUUCCCAGAACAAAUCUGUCUCUUGUAGCAAUCCUUGCUAUAUUCCUUGUUUAUGUGGUGGGGGUGGUUAUGAGAGGAGGGAUGUUCUUUGAAGUUUUGAUUAAUCCUCAUUCCAAGUCUGGUCCUGUGAACCUAGGUCUUGGGCGUGUGGACUUCACAAUCAUUUCUGCCCAUCUUCCAAAUGAAAUGCUGGACCUAGCAUAUGUUCCUGCCCUUCCCCCAAGAGUAAAACAUUUUGUUUCCUGUUCUUCUCCCUCAACUGCAGUAAUUUCUACCAGUGCCCUCAGACUAUAAGCCCCUCCACCCCCUUACCCCCAGCCCUUUCCUCUACAGACUAAUCCUUUUGUUCUUUAGAGGACAUAGUAGGUGUGCAUCUGCAUGGUUUUAGGAAAUGGUUGUUCUCUUCCUUCAGCCAAUACCACAUGAGAAGUUUUCUGAAGAUUCUCUCCAUCUUCCCUGGUGGGGAUCAUACAAGCAAAGUUUGGAAGAAAAUGCUACUCUCCCACCCCCAAUGUUUAUAGUUGCAGGGACCUCACACUUCCAUGCUAGCCACCAUAUAACCUUUUAUUAAACAUGAACUUAAAAUUCCUACUGACUCAUCCAGCUAUUUCUGUUUCAGGUAAGCAAAUACUCUGGCGUUCUCUCUCCUGCAGGUACCAGUUUCUUCUGGUUUUUAGAUUGUUUUGCCUGCGACACAGGCAGGUUCAAGAAAUGUCAUUAAUUAGCAGUUGUUCAGCUUUUUUUCUUGUUAUCAUAGGGGCAUUGCUCUUUCCAGCUUUCUCCAUUUCUAAGCUGAACUAUGGUUUUCAGUACUUGUAUUACUUCUACAGAUAGAAGGGUUCUUAACAAUCACUUUUAAUUAUCUUAGACUUACUUCCUGCUAUUUAAAUUUGUGUAUUGUCAGCAUAUUUCAGAACUCUAUUAAUAGUAAUAGGUUUUUUAUUUCUUACAUUUUAGGGAUAAUUAUCUUUUGCAAAAUAUGGUUUAUAUGUUCAUCUGUAACCCACCCCUCCCCUGCCAUACCACAUGUAAUCAUUUAGUUUAGUGACAGAAGUACUCUCAAUUACAAAAGAUAAUUCAGUAUCUGAAUUGGUAGUAGCAAUGAAAUCAUCCAUUUGAAAUUUGUUUGCUAAUGAAAAUCUCAAGACCUAUUUAGCCAGGGACAAGAAUUUUUGAAGUGUGAGGAAAAUAUUUAUGGUAUCUAGAAGUUAUAAUGUAACAUCUUAACCCAUUAGGAUUUUUAAUUAUUGAGUCUCAAAUAAGGAAAUUUUCUAUAAAGUUUGCCAGACUUUUUAUAUGUAACUGACAGUUGUGAAGACACAUUUAUGCCAAUUUGGUAUUCUGCUUAUGAACCAAGGGGAUUUCUAUAGAAAUUCAGACAAUACAGAUUAUUGCUAUGAUUUACUACAACAUGGAAAAUACUGGAUUAAUUUUUUAAAAUUUUAUUAAAUACAAUCCUGUUCUUCGGUAUUCUUUUUUUAUGAUUUUAUUUAUUUGAGAGAGAGAGAGAGCACAAGCCGGGGGUGGGGGAGGGAUAGAGGGAGAGGGAGAAAUAGACUCCCUGCUGAGCAGGGAGCCUUGGGGGGGGGGCUCCAUCCCAGGACCCUGAGAUCAUGACCAGAGCUGAAGGCAGAUGCUUAACCAGCUGAGCCACACAGGCACCCCUAUUUUUGAGUAUUCUAUAAAUUUAAAAUCAAAUCUAUUUAAGUACAAAGUUUUGACCAUUAAAGAAUGGAAUCUUAGAAAUUUUAGAAAUCUGUUCUCAUAUUCCUUUUAAUCUUGAAUCCAUCCUCUGUUUUGUCCCCUGCUACUCUGCCACUUACCCCUCCUAGUUCAGGCCUUCAUCAUCCCUGGCCAUCACCUAGUAGUCCCAGGCUAAUUUACCUGUGCUGUUUAAAAUGCUCUGUCAUGUCCUAAUGGUUACAGAAUAAAAUCUAAGCUUUUUUAUGUGACAUUUAGCACCCUUUAUUUAACACCUACUUCUUCAUCAUGAUCACCUACCACUUGCAUAGGCACAUUUUACACUCCAGCAACACUGAACUGAUUGAAGACCCUCAAAUACCACAUCAUAGUUUGUUUGUUUACGCUUGUGCCUUUGACCUUGCUGCUCACUAUGCCCAGAUAUGCUUUUCUGGACUUCUUUGUGUUACAUAUUGUAAUGUCAUUAGACAGGAAGUCCUUUAAGUACAGUGCUGAGUUUUGUAGCCACAGAAGUAGUAGAGUAUUCAUUGGGUAGAUGAUGACUACCAUUAGAUUCCUUACAUUUUGCCCAGUGUAGAAAAGAAUUGUAUCACACUUCUAAUGGGGUAUCCUUCAAACAUUUUGAAUACUUCUGGUGGCCAGGAAUUCCUACUUCACAAGAAAGUCCAUUAUAUUUUUCUGUAACUCCCAAGUCUUACAAACUUGUCCCAUAAGAACAGCUCCUACUUCUUCCCAUCACCUCAUAAACAAUAAAUAUUUAAAAAUGUGUAAUGUUAAGACCUUGUAACUCCAAAUGCAGUAAAAGUCAACAUCUGAAUUUUCAUUGUGUUAACUCACUCUUUCCCUCAGUCUUACUUGAAUCCUUUGCAGGUAUAUAAUGUCACUUGAAAAUAGAAGUGAAGAGUUCAAAACUGCAUUCUGUGAAGUUGUGCUGAUGUCGUGUAUUUUCCUUUGUUAUGGACUAGUUUAAAAUACUGAAAUGGGAGGAUGAAAGAAAAGAGAACAGUACAUUUACUUACUAGUACCUGUAAACCACACUAGUAUAGGUAACAACCUAGUUCUCAGUUUCCCAUUUUAUUGUAUUUAUUUUAAAUUCUCACAGAUGUCCAUUUGUGAGGUGAAAUUUUCUACUAAAUUUCGGUGAGCCACUUCUAUAUUUCAAAUUCCAUUACUGAAUAUAAUAUCAUUUUUAACUAAAUAAACUUAUAUAGAUUAUGUAAAAAAGUAUUAAAUAAGCUUUAAAUAUGUAAUCAUUUUCAUUGAACUCAAAAGCCUCAUUAGGUUAAAAACUCUUGUCCUGUUCAUCUUGGUCUUAUCUUGGCCUUGCAUGGGAUCUGGAAAAUAGGCACCCAGUAAUUUUGUUUUUUUCAAUUAACAAGUAAAUCUUUCCACUUCCCUCUCACCAACCCCUUGCCCAAUAGCAGAAAAAUGCAGACUUCUCCUUUCUCUGAAUUCAACAUUUAUAGACAGUUUGCACUGUCUAUACUAGUGUUUUUUCAAAGUAUGGUCCUACUGAUUAUCUACUUUAGAAUUAUUAAUUUCCUGGGAUUUGUAUUAAAAAUGCAAGUUUCUAAACCUCAGACUUACUAAGUUAUAGUAUCAAAGAAGGUGAGACCCAGGAACCUCCGUGAUGGUGGUGGUGUUUCUUUAUGGAAUGCAUAAUUCUCUUCUUUCUUUUUAUUAAAUAGCCUAAAAUUACAUGGGAGAAACAAUGAUCCCAUCCCCAACACAUCCGGUCUUAAUCCCACCUGUGGAAAUUUGUAGCGAUCCAAUAAUGUAUCCAUCAGGGAAGGGGGAAAACAGGCAUUUCCAGCAGUGGCCACCACAGACCUGUUCUUCAUUUCACAGGAGUAAUUAGGUAUUAUUAUCUCAAACCCUUCCAAGAGCCACAUUAGGAGUCUCUCUAGGUCCCCGUUUAAGUUGGUCACUUUGGAAUAUGUUGUAAAGACCAACUCUAAGGGCAACAUUGUAUAAUAGGCUGUGAUUCUUUCUGAUCUCCUCAGUAGAACAAAUAAAAGCUAGAACGUCUUGUAGUGCUUGUAGUAAAUCAGGAUCUUAAAGCUGGAGUCAAAGAUCUGUCUCCCAAAAGGUAGCAUGUCCUGAUGUUUAAUCAGCCAAAUUUGACAAAACCUUUACUAAUUUAUUAUAAAGGAAUACAACUCAGGGAAAGCCAGGGAAAGAUGCACAGGGACGGGGGCCGCCGCUGCUGGUGGUGGUGGUGGCAGCGGCGGAACAUAGAGCUCUCAUGCCUGUUCUGGGCAAGCCGUCUUCCUAUCACCUGGAUGACUUCACCAGCCUGGAAGCUCCAGAGUCUUUGUUUUUAACACACUGCUCAUGGAUUCAUAAGUAAUAAAGUACUAUAAAGUAUCAGUUGUUGAGCUUUUUUUUUUCUUCUUAUAUUUGCUUUGUAAGUAUUUGCUGAAUUAACAAAUUUCAUCUAACUAAAUUUUCAAAGACUCUAAAUGGCCACAAAAAGAAGUGAGAUCUGUUUUAAAGAUUUUAUUAUUUAUUUAUUUGAGAGAGAGAGAGAGAGAGCGCGUGUGAGUGAGGGGCUGGGGCAGAGAGGGAGAAGGAGAGAAACUCAGAUAGACUCCAUGCUCAGCGCAGAGCCCUACAUGGGGCUAAAUCUCACAACCCUGAGAUCAUGACCUGAGCCAAAAUCAAGAGUCUGAAGCUUGACUGACUGAGCCACCCAGACGCCCUACUGUGAGGUCAGUUUAAAUCAGUCAUUGAGCUCAGGAAUUUAUUCUGUACAACCGAAAAAUUUGUUAUGAAAUGCUAUUCCUUUGAUUUUUCUAUUCAACUUUUAAAAUACUAAUAUCCUUAUUUUCUUUUGGCUGUACCUUCUUCCAAGUCAUUAAAUUUAAAAAUUUCUGUAUUGCCUGUCCUCCCUUUCCCAUUUACUUAAAUCCUCUCAUCCUUUCCCAGCUCAGUCCCUACUUUUUUGUUCCCCUGUCCUUGGUUUCUGGUUUUUAACAGUUACUGAUGCACCUAUACAAUGCAUUUUACCAGCUGCCAUCCAAGUAUAUUCUUCUCUAAUUGUACUUCAUUUAGUGUUGCCCCUGUUAUAUUCUUUGCUUCUACUUUGAGAGCAAAAAAAUAACAACACCAUUAGCUGCCAUAAUAAAAUCUAUUUAGUUUUUUAGGAAAGAGUUAAGAAUAAAUUUUUAAAACAAUUCUUUUAUUGUUAUGUUAAUCACAUUCAUUACAUCAUUAGUUUUAGAUGUAGUGUUCCAGGAUUCAUUGUUUGUGCAUAACACCCAGUGCUCCAUGCAGAACGUGCCCUCUUUAAUACCCAUCACCAGGCUAACCCAUCCUGCCACCCCCCUUCCCCUCUAGAACCCUCAGUUUGUUUUUCAGAGUCCAUUGUCUCUCAUGGUUCGUCUCCCCCUCUGAUUUCUCCCCCUUCAUUCUUCCCCUCCUGCUUUUUUUUUUUUCUUAACAUAUAUUGCAUUAUUUGUUUCAGAGGUACAGAUCUGUGAUUCAACAGUCUUGCACAGUUCACAGCACUCACCGCAGCACAUACCCUCCCCAGUGUCUAUCACCCAGCCACCCCAUCCCUCUCACCCCACCUCCCACUCCAGCAACCCUCAGUUUGUUUCCUGAGAUUAAGAAUUCCUCAUAUCAGUGAGGUCAUAUGAUACAUGUCUUUCUCUGAUUGACAUUUCGCUCAGUGUAACACCCUCCAGUUCCAUCCAGGUCGUUGCAAAUGGCAAGAUUUCAUUCCUUUUGAUGGCUGCAUAAUAUUCCAUUGUGUAUGUAUACCACAUUUUCUUUAUCCAUUCAUCUGUCGAUGCACAUCUUGGCUCUUUCCACAGUUUGGCUAUUGUGCACAUUGCUGCUAUAAUCAUUGAGGUGCAUGUACCCCUUCGGAUCUCUACAUUUGUAUCUUUGGGGUAAAUACCCAGUAGGGCAAUUGCUGGAUCAUAUGGUAGCUCUAUUUUCAACUUUUUGAGGAACCUCCAUACUGUUUUCCAGAGUGAUUGCACCAGCUUGCAUUCCCACCAACAGUGUAGGAGGGUUCCUCUUUCUGCGCAUCCCCACCAACAUCUCUCAUUUCCUGACUUGUUAAUUUUAGCCAUUCUGCCUGGUGUGAGGUGGUAUCUCAUUGAGGUUUUGAUUUGGAUUUCCCUGAUGCCAAGAAAUAUUGAGCACUUUUUCAUGUGUCUGUUGGCCAUUUGGAUGUCUUCUUUGGAAAAAUGUCUGUUCAUGUGUUCUGCCCAUUUCUUGAUUGGAUCAUUUGUUCUUUGGGUGUUGAGUUUGAUAAGCUCUUUAUAGAUUUUGGAUACUAGCCCUUUAUCUGAUAUGUCAUUUGCAAAUAUCUUCUCCCAUUCUGUCAGUUGUCUUUUGGUUUUAUUGACUGUUUCUUUGCUGUGCAAAAGCUUUUUAUCUUGAUGAAGUCCCAAUCGUUCAUUUUUGCCCUUGCUUCCCUUGCCUUUGGCAAUGUUUCUAGGAAGGAGUUGAUGCAGCUGAGGUCGAAGAGGUUGCUGCCUGUGAUCUCCUUUAGGAUUUUGAUGGACUCCUCCUGUCUCACAUUUAGGUCUUUCAACCAUUUUGAGUCUAUUUUUGUGUGUGGUGUAAGGAAAUGGUCCAGUUUCAUUAUUUUGCGUGUGGCUGUCCAAUUUUCCCAACACCAUUUGUUGAAGAGACUGUCUUUUUUCCAUUGGACAUUCUUUCCUGCUUUGUCAAAGAUGAGUUGACCAUAGAGUUGAGGGUCCAUUUCUGGGCUCCCUAUUCUGUUCCGUUGAUCUAUGUGUCUGUUUUUGUGCCAGUACCAUACUGUCUUGAUGAUGACAGCUUUGUUAUAGAGCUGGAAGUCCAGAAUUGUGAUGCCACCACCUUUGUUUUUCUUUUUCAACAUUCCUCUGGCUAUUCAGGGUCUUUUCUGGUUCCAUACAAAUUUUAGGAUUAUUUGUUCCAUUUCUUUGAAAAAAGUGGAUGGUAUUUUGAUGGGGAUUGCAUUGAAUGUGUAGAUUGCUCUAGGUAGCAUUGACAUCUUCACAAUAUUUGUUCUUCCAAUCCAUGAGCAUGGAACGUUUUUCCGUUUCUUUGUGACUUCCUCAUUUUCUUUCAUGAGUAUUUUAUAGUUUUCUGAGUACAGAUCUUUGCCUCUUUGGUUAGAUUUAUUCCUAGGUAUCUUAAGGUUUUGGGUGCAAUUGUAAAUGGGAUCAACUCCUUAAUUUCUCUUUCUUCUGUCUUGUUGUUGUUGUAUAGAAAUGCAACUGAUUUCUGUGCACUGAUUUUAUAUCCUGCCACUUGACUGAAUUCCUGUAUGAGUUCUAGCAGUUUUGGGGUGGAGUCUUUUGGCUUUUCCACAUAAAGUAUCAUAUCAUCUGCAAAGAGUGAGAGUUUGACUUUUAUUUGCCAAUUUGGAUGCCUUUGAUUUCUUUUUAUUGUCUGAUUGCUGUGGCUAGGACUGCUGAUACAAUGUUGAAUAGCAGUGGUGAUAGUGGACAUCUCUGCCGUGUUCCUGACUUUAGGGGGAGAGCUCUCAGUUUUUGCCCCUUGAGAAUGAUAUUCACUGUAGGGUUUUCAUAGAUGGCUUUUAUGAUAUUGAGGUAUGUACUCUCUAUCCCUAUACUCUGAAGAGUUUUGAUCAAGAAAGGAUGCUGUACUUUGUCAAAUGCUUUUUCUGCAUCUAUUGAGAGGAUCAUAUGAUUCUUUUUCUUUCUUUUGUUAAUGUAUCACGUUGAUUGAUUUGUGGAUGUUGAACCAACCUUGCAGCCCAGGGAUAAAUCCCAUUUGGUCGUGGUGAAUAAUCCUUUUAAUGUACUGUUGGAUCCUAUUGGCUACUAUUUUGGUGAGAAUUUUUGCACCCAUGUUCAUCAAGGAUAUUGCUCUGUAAUUCUCCUUUUUGAUGGGGUCUUUGUCUGGUUUUGGGAUCAAGGUAAUGGUGGCCUCAUAAAACGAGUUUGGAAGUUUUCCUUCCAUUUCUAUCUUUUGGAACAGUUUCAGAAGAAUAGUUAUUAAUUCUUCUUUAAAUGUUUGGUAGAGUUCCCCUGGGAAGCCAUCUGGUCCUGGGCUUUUGUUUGUUGGGAGAUUUUUUUUUUUUUUUAAGAUUUUAUUUAUUUAUUUGACAGAGAGAGGCACAGUGAGAGAGGGAACACAAGCAGGGGGAGUGGGAAAGGGAGAAGCAGGCUUCCUGCUGAGCAGGGAGCCCGAUGUGGGUCUCGAUCCCAGGACCCUGGGACCAUGACCUGAGCCGAAGGCAGACGCUUAACCGACUGAGCCACUAGGCGCCCUCUUGGGAGAUUUUUGAUGACUGCUUCAAUUUCCUUAGUGGUUAUAGGUCUGUUCAGGUUUUCUGUUUCUUCCUGGUUCAGUUUUGGUAGUUGAUACAUCUCUAGGAAAGCAUCCAUUUCUUCCAGGUUAUCUAAUUUGCUGGCAUAGAGUUGCUCAUAAUAUGUUCUUAAAAUUGUUUGUAUUUCUUUGGUGUUGGUUGUGAUCUCUCCUCUUUCAUUCAUGAUUUUGUUGAUUUGGGUCAUUUCUCUUUUCUUUUUGAUAAGUCUGGCCAGGGGUUUAUCAAUCUUCUUAAUUCUUUCAAAGAACCAACUCCUAGUUUCAUUGAUCUGUUCUACAGUUCUUUUGGUUUCUAUUUCAUUGAUUUCUGCUCUGAUCUUUAUUAUUUCUCUUCUCCUGCUGGGUUUAGGCUUUAUUUGCUGUUCUUUCUCCAGCUCCUUUAGGUGUAGGGUUAGGUUGUGUACUUGAGACCUUUCUUGUUUCUUAAGAAAGGCUUGUAUUGCUAUACAAGCAAUUUUGGGAGUGCCUCCCAAAAUGUUAGUCUUCUUAGGACUGCCUUUGUUGCAUCCCAAAGAUUUUGAACAGUUGUGUUUUCAUUUUCAUUGGUUUCCAUGAAUUUUUUUAAUUCUUCUUUAAUUUUGUGGUUGACCCAUUCAUUCUUCAGUAGGAUGCUCUUUAGCCUCCAUGUAUUUGAGUUCUUUCCAACUUUUGUCUUGUGAUUGAUUUCUAGUUUCAAAGCAUUGUGGUCUGAAAAUAGGUAGGGAAUGAUCCCAGUCCUUUGGUACCGGUUGAGACCUGAUUUAUGACCUAGGUUGUGAUCGAUUCUGGAGAAUGUUCCAUGGGCACUAGAGAAGAAUGUGUAUUCCUUGCUUUGGGAUGGAAUGUUCUGAAUAUAUCUGUGAAGUCCAUUUGGUCCAGUGUGUCAUUUAAAGUCUUUAUUUUCUUGUUGAUCUUUUUCUUAGAUGAUCUGUCCAUUUCAGUGAGGGGGGUGUUAAAGUCCCCCACUAUUAUUGUAUUGUUGUCAAUGUGUUUCUUUGCUUUUGUUAUUAAUUGCCUUAUAUAAUUGGCUGCUCCCAUGUUAGGGGCAUAGAUAUUUACAAUUGUUAGAUCUUCUUGUUGGAUAGACCCUUUAAGUAGGAUAUAGUGUCCUUCCUCAUCUCUUAUUACAGUCUUUGGUUUAAAAUCUAAUUUGUCUGAUAUAAGGAUUGCCACCCCAGCUUUCUUUUGGUGUCCAUUAGCAUGGUAAAUGGUUUUCCACCCCCUCACUUUCAAUCUGGGGGUGUCUUUGGGUCUAAAAUGAGUCUCUUGCAGACAGCAUAUCGAUGGGUCUUGUUUUUUACUCCAAUCUGAUAGCCUGUGUCUUUUGAUUGGGGCAUUUAGCCCAUUUACAUUCAGGGUAACUAUUGAAAGAUAGGAAUUUAGUGCCAUUGUAUUGCCUGUAAGGUGACUGUUACUGUAUAUUGUCUGUGUUCCUUUCUGGUCUUUGUUGCUUUUAGGCUCUCUCUUUGCUUAGAGGACCCCUUUCAAUAUUUCUUGUAGGGCUGGUUUCGUGUUUGCAAAUUCCUUUAGUUUUUGUUUGUCCUGGAAGCUUUUGAUCUGUCCUUCUAUUUUCAAUGACAGCCUAGUUGGAUGUAGUAUUCUUGGCUGCAUAUUUUUCUCAUUUAGUGCUCUGAAUAGAUCAUGGCAGUCCUUUCUGGCUUGCCAGGUCUCUGUGGAUAGGUCUGUUGCCAAUCUAAUGUUUCUACCAUUGUAGGUUACAGAUCUCUUCUCCCGAGCUGCUUUCAGGAUUUUCUCUUUGUCUCUGAGACUCGUAAGUUUUACUAUUAGAUGUCGGGGUGUUGACCUAUUUUUAUUGAUUUUGAGAGGGGUUCUCUGCUUCCUGGAUUCUGAUGCCUGUUUCCUUACCCAAAUUAGGAAAGUUCCCUGCUGUAAUUUGCUCCAAUAUACCUUCUGCCCCUCUCUUUCUUCUUCUUCUGGGAUCCCAGUUAUUCUAAUGUUGUUUCGUCUUAUGGUAUCGCUCAUCUCUCGAAUUCUGCCCUUGUGAUCCAGUAGUUGUUUAUCUCUCUUUUUCUCAGCUUCAUUAUUUUCCAUCAUUUGGUCUCUAUGUCACUGAUUCUCUCUUCUGCCUCAUUUAUCCUAGCAGUUAGCGCCCCUGUUUUUGAUUGCACCUCAUCAAUAGUCUUUUUGAUUUCGACUUGGUUAGAUUUUAGUUCUUUUAUUUCUCCAGAAAGGGUUUCUCUAAUAACUUCCAUGCUUUUUUUAAGCCCAGCCUAGUAUCUUUAAAGUGAUGAUUCUGAACUCUAGAUCCGACAUUGUCUAAUGUCCAUAUUGAGUAGGUCCCUGGCAGUCGGUACUACCUCUUGUUCUUUUUGUUGAGGUGAUUUUUUCCAUCUUGUCAUUUUGUCCAGAGGAGAAUAGAUUAAUGAGAGAACAAAAUGUGAACAGGGUAACAACAUCCCCGGAAAAUAUACUCUAAACAAAUCAGAAAAGACCUGAAGCCGGGGGAAAAGAAAGGGAAAGAAAGAAAAAAAAAAGAAAAAGAUAAAAACAAACAAAAACAGAACAAAACAAAAAAACCCAGAAUAUGAUCAAAUAUGAUCAGGCUGGUGCAUAGAUCAGUGCCACACACUAGAUUUUGGGUGUAUUUUGGUCUGUUAGAAGAAAGUGCCUCCCAAAAUUUUAAAGAAAGAAAAGCUUAUAUAUGUACAAAGGUAAGGGUUGAUAUGAUGAAGGGAUGGAAUAUGAUUGUAAAGAUGAAAAUUAUAAAAAAUUUUAUAAAAGGAAUUGAUAAGAAGUUGUUUGAACAAAGAAAGAAGAGGAUUUAAAAAAAUAAAAAUAAAAGGGAGAGAAUGUGAUCAGGCAGGAGAGUAGAACAAAACCAUACACUAGAGAUUUAGGGUAUAUUUUGAUCUCUAAGAAGAAACUGUAUCUCAAAAUUUUCAAGAGAGAAUAGCUUAUAUAUAUAUAUGCCAAAACUGAGGGUAACUACUAUGAAGGGAUAGAAUAUGACUCUAAAAAUGAGAAAUAAAAAUGUUUUUUAAAAAAGGGAUUGAUAAGAUGUUGGUUGAAAAAUGGAAAAAGAAAAAUUCAAAAAAAAAAAUUAACUUUGAAAGACUAAAGAAUCAUGGUAAAAAAGCCAUGGAUUCUUUGUACAUUAUUCCCCUAGCGCUGGAGUUCUGCCGUUCUCAUUGAUCGGUAAACUUGGUCUUGGCUGGCUGUUCUUGCUGAUCUUCUGGGGGAGGGGCUUGUUGCCGUGGUUCCCAAAUAUCUUUGCUGAAGGCGGAAUUGCCCCGCCCUUGCUGGUCUGGGCUAAGUAAUCUGCUCGGGUUUGCUCUCAGGAGCUUUUGUUUCAAGCUUUCUGUACAGCUUUGGAGGACGAGAGUGAAAAUGUCGGUCUCCCAAUCUCUGCCCUGGGGGAGUCGAGAACUUGGAGUCCCACUCCUCAGUGCACCCCCAGAGAGAAGCAGUCAGUCACUCCCGUCUCCCCGGUCUCCGGCCGCACUCUGUGCUCACCCGGCCUGUGACAGAGCGUUUCUAUCUCUGCCACCCAACUUGGUGUGGAGUCUCCAAACCCAGUAGAUCCCUGCGGUGCGCUCCCAAGCCACUCCUCCCGGGGGAGGAAGGGGAGUCCUCCCAGAUCUGCCGCUUGUUGGGUCCCUGCUGGAGCAGCAGUGGCCCGACUGUGCCACUGAUCACGGUUUAUGGCAACCCUGAGCUGAGAGCCCGCACCUCCGCUCCGUCUCUGCAGCCGGCUUCCCCGCUCCAAUACCUGGGAGCUCUGCCACACUCAGGCACCCCCGGUCUUUCUGUGACCCCGAGGGUCCUGAGACCACACUGUCCCACGAGGUUUCCACCCCCCGCUUAGCCACUGAAGUGACGUCCCUCAGCAGAGCCGACUUCUAAAAGUUCGGAUUUUGUGCUCUGCAGCUCUAUCACUGGCCAGAAGCGGCUGACAGAGGCCCCCUCCCCUGCUGUCUAUCCUCCCGUAUAUCUCCUCGGAUUCACUUCUCCGCAUCUCCUACCUUCCAGAAAGUGGUCGCUUUUCUGAUGAGAGAGUUGUUGCUAUUCUUUUCUUCGAUCUCCUCUUGAGUUAGUAGGUGUUCAGAAUGGUUUGAUCCCUAUCCAGCUGAAUUCCUGAGACCAGACGAAAUCCAAGUCCCCUACUCCUCUGUCAUCUUGCUCUUUCCCCUGAAUUAAGAAUAAAUUUAAAUCUACUUAACCUAGGGAGCCUACUUUAUGUUUUUAAUCAAUUUUAUAAGAUCAUGAAUAUGGUGACUGUAAUAUACUAGGACAGUCAUACAGACAGCUGCCUUUUUUUUUUUUUUUAGAUUUUACUUGUUUAUUUUAGAGAGAGAGAGUACGAGCUGGGGUUGGGGCAGAGGGAAAGGGAGAAGCGGGACUCUUCCUGCUGAGGAAGGAGCGCGACAUGGGACUGGACCCUAGGACCUGAGCUUAAUGCAGACACUCACCAACUGUGCCACCUGGGUGCCCCCGAACUGCCUUUUAAUUGUAAAGAAAUUUAGGUUCGGGCGCCUGGGUGGUACAGCAGGUUAAGCGUCUGUUUCUUGGUUUUGGCUCAGGUCAUGAUCUCGGAGUCCUGAGAUUGAGCCUGGCAUCAGGCUCCAAGCUCAGUGUGGAGUUUGCUUAUGUUUCUUUCUCCCUUUCCCUCUGCCCCUCCUCGCUGCUGUCUCUUUCUAAAACAAAUAAAUCUAAAAAAAAAAAAAAGAAAAAGAAAUGUAGGCUAUAGUAUUUUGUUAAGAAUAAUUGCCACUUAUUUGUUUGGUGCCUAUAAUACGCCAGUUCCUUUUUUGGCUAGAUACUUUACUAUGUUUCCUUUGAGUCUUCAUAAAAAUUCUGUGAAGUACCUAAAAUUAUCUGCUUUAUAGUUGAGGAAAUUGAGUUUCCAAGAAGGUGAAGCCAGUACUAUAACAGAACCAAAAUGCAGUACAGGUCCCCGUGUCUUAAAUGUAUUGCUAUUUCUUCUGUAUUACAUGAUAUUCUUAAAGUAGUACAGAACUCUUCAAAGAGUUUUGCCAGAGUAUUCUGGAGGAAAUGUGCAAAUAGCACCCUUAGAAAUGCACAGUUCCAUGGUCAGAGGCCCUCCGCAGUAUUGACUGGCAGUACGGAGUAACUGUUUUCUGUCAGAUAAUCUGAUUGCAAGCACAUUGUUCUCAAGCUUUAUUCAGGAGAGCAUUCAGGGUCCAGAGGUAUUGAUAUGUAAGGGAAGUUGUGGGUGUCUAGAGAUAAUAUUUGAGUUGUUGUGUGGCAAGGAAAAUUAACUUGGUUAGGGCUGUAUAAUGAGAAGGGAGAAGAGUUUGGAAAGCAUCAGAAAGGAAGGAAAGGUGGUGAAUGUAUGUGAUUUUUUUGUGUGUGUAUCUCGGUCCUUCUUCCCUUGUACUUGUUCUUGGCGACCUUAAUUCCCAGAGUAAAGAUCACUUUGACUUUAUAUGCAGCAUGUUUUUUUAAUGGUUCUUUUUCUAUUAUCUGUCUGAAUCCUGUUUUUUCCUAUAGUUUAUUUGAAUGCAUUAAAGUGUAUUUAAAUGAGAAUCUGAUGCAGUUGGGAAGUUGGAUAACUAAAGCCUUCUUAAUAAUGAAGCACACCAAAAAUGGAACCUGCAGAAACCAACCAUGUGGACAAAUGAAAAAAUGCCUUUUGUCUACAGAUUGCAGUGAUCCUACAUAAACAUGGAGGUCUCUGUCUGGCUUAGGACAGCCGGCUAAGUCUGAUCGUUCCCCUCCUUACAACCUUAAAACCAGCAUUCCAAGUACUGCUUUCUGUGCUAUUUUGUUUACUAUCUUGGCCAGUAAGUGUACUGUUUUUUGUUUUUUUUUUAAGAUUUUAUUUAUUUGACACAGAGAGAGAGAGCACAAGCAGGGGGAGUGGCAGGCAGAGGGAGAGGGAGAAGCAGGCUCCCGCUGAGCAAGGAGCCUGAUGCGCAGGACUCGAUCCCAGGACCCUGGGAUCAUGACCUGAGCCGAAGGCAGAUGCUUAAUCAACUGAGCCACCCAGGUGCCCCAUUGUACUAGAUUUCGAAUAGACAAAAAAGUGAGGUUACUUCUGCACCUAUCUUAAUUGGGUUAUAGAUAUUUUAUGGCUUUAAAAAUAGGUAUUGUUUGUUUGAUUAAGGAACCUACAGCCAGGAAGUGGACUGAACAUAGAAAUAUUGUUUUUCUGGGAGGCCAUUGGCUUAACUAAUCAGGGUUAUCAGUAGAGUUCAAUCAAUAUUUUAGAUAUGAAGAAGCUAAUCAGAGGUAGCUUCCAUGAAGUUUUUCUCAUUAGGAAUUGAUUUGUCAUUAAGAAAGUGAUUUUUUCCAAAUACAAUUUAUGUAAACUUUUAAGUCUGUAACAAAUUUUAGGAAUGACCAUUACCAGGGAAAGGCUAGCUACUAAGUAUUAACUUCUUAGCACUAAAUUUGAAAUCUCAGUUUUUUCAGCGUGUGUGUUCUGUCAGCGGGGGACGUCUGGGUAGCAGGGGAGGCAGCUGCAGUAGCAUUGCUAAUGCGUAGCACCAGGUGUGCUGGAAGCAACCACAGCUGGGCUUAUUUUUAACUUACUGCAUGGGGAUCGGUCCUUGUUUAUGGUUCUGAAAUCCCCAUAUAUUUCUUACUCUGAGCAAUUACUGUAUCAAACAAUUAUUAAGUAGCCUUAUUUUUCUAAGCUCUUUAGAAGUCAUUAGUCUACUCUUCAUUUUGAUGAACCAUUUUAAGAUUUUGUAUUUAAAGAUUUUAUUUAUUUGAGAGACAGAGCACAAGCAGGGGGAGGGGCAGAGGGAGAGGGACACGCAGACUCCCUGCUGCGUAGGGAUUCCCAAAUGGGUCUCGAUCCCAGGACCCUGGGAACAUGACCUGAGCCAAAGGCAGACACUUAACUGACUGAGCCACCCAGGUGUCCCUCACUUGUAUUAUUUGUGCUCUGCUUCUUUACACAAGAAAUUAAAAUCUAGAUUCAAGAUCCUUCAUUAAAAUGACCUCUGACUAAAAAUGAUGAACAUAGAUAUUAUUGAGGUCUAAUCCAAAGGGGAAAAGAAUGUCUUAUGACUGAAUCUUUCUCAAGGUAUGUUUACAAAUAUAUUUGAGAGGUGUCCUCACCACUCUAUUUAAUUUUCUAGAAUCUUUCAGCCAAGGCCAGGAAAUGUAGUACUUAACCUUGUGUUCUUAAAUCCUUUGUAAUGCGUUCAUCAUUUUGAAUCUGCUUGCUACCAUGUUUUUCCAUUUCAUCUUCGAUGUAGCUAUCUAUGUGCCCUUACCCUUUUGCUGCCGUAUCAUAUAUGCCCCUUAAACUCUCUCCUCCACAGUCUCCAGUAAAUCCAGUAGGUGACCGCUGGUUUCUAUUCAAAUCAGAUAUAUGAAUAUAGAAAUCGAGUGAUCCUCAUAUAUAACAAAUAAAAGCUGACAUUUAUUUGAAUGUGAAGGCAAGUUAAGUAUUUUGUGCCUUGCACCAGUACCAUCAGUUAUACAUCCUUCUUUGCUAUUUGAGGUUAUGUGGAAGCUCAGUUUGAUCCUCACAAUAUGAAUUUUAAAUCCCAUUAUAAGAUGAAAUAUUUGUGUCUUUCCUGUUAGACUUAAAGACUAGAUGGAAUUAUAACCACUGUUUAUAGCCAAGGAUAUGCUAAAAUUAGGGACAAUCAGAUAUUUAAUGGUAUAGCUAAAGUAGUUUUUUUCUGACAGGUUGGUGCCUCUUCUUGUUGUUAGAUAGUUUUAAUAUCCACUCCUGAGAACAGUUUGUGUUAUGUAUGCUCUAAAUGUAAACACAAGUUCCUUUGGAUACCAAAUAUAAAAAGGUCUUGACAGAAAAAAAUAAGUUUGAGACAGGGAGGAAGAUGACAAUCUGGUGAUUCUGGUGGAGGUAGAUUUUUGGUGGAGGUGGAUCUCCUUCUAGUUCCUUCCUCUGUGUGUGUGUGUGUGUAUGUGUGUAUGUUUCUGUCUACCCACAUUACAUUUCUAAAUUGGCACUUAGACAUGAUUCUUGCACUGCUUUGAAGUCUUAAGUUGUUGAUGUAUUGUUAGCCUUUCAUAAUGGCAAAGCAUCUUAGAAGUCCUACAAAGAAAUUGUAGAUCAAUCUGUAUACAUGUAUAUGGUCAUUUUCCCAAAGAGAGGAGCAGUUUAUAACCAAAUCAUUUUUAAUGAAUGUGAAUUUUCAUGUAAAGACAGAUCCAGUGGUAAAAUUUAGUGGGCUGGUAUUUUGUGUUUAUAGUCAUGAUCACAUUAGCCUCUUUUACCUUUUACUUUUAGAUAAAAUUUGAAUUUCAUAUGCAUUUAUGUCUUCUGUCUGAUUAGUACUAUCCUUUCUUAAAUCUAGUCAUAGGUAUAGGAAGUAUCCAACACCUAGAGCAUCAUCAGUUUGCCAUUAAAAAAAAUCUGGUCCAUUUUGUCUUAGAGUGAUUAUAAAAAUAUCUUCAAUAUGGGAUGUUUCCACUAUUCAGAAAAAGCUUACUUAAAAAGCUUAAAAAUUUUGAAUAUGAAAUAUGAUAAGCCACCAAAUCUAGAAGUCCUUUUGAUUAGCAGGGUUAAUUCAUUUCCUCUUACUAGACAAGUUAGUUAUAAGAACAGGCAUUUGAACCAAUAAAAAAAAUGCAUUAUAAGUUAUAAGAACAGGAAUUUGAAAAAAUUUAAAAAAUGAAGUAUGGGGCGCCUGGGUGGCUCAGUUGGUUAAGCGAGUGCUUUCGGCUCAGGUCAUGAUCCUGGAGUCCCUGGAUCGAGUCCCGCAUCAGGCUCCCUGCUCAGUGGGGAGUCUGCUUCUCCCUCUGACCCUCCCCCCUCUCAUGUGCUCUCUCUCUCUCAUUCUCUCUGUCUCAAAUAAAUAAAUAAAAUCUUUAAAAAAAAAGUAUGAUGUAAUGAAGAUAAUAUAAUUUAUUAAUAAUUACCCAUUUUAUUAAUUGUAGAUUAUGAUUAUAUCAUUCUACUCAUAAUAAUCUUUAUAGUUCAUGCUCAGAUAGGUGUCCAUUGUUAUCUUAAGGAUACCAGUGUGGAGGAAAGAGAGGGUUUGGAUUUAACUGGAUGAUCUUGAAAAUAUUUCCUUGUGAUAAAGAAACUCCAGAUCUCCCAAAUCUUGAAUUGGGAUUGGCAGGGAAAAGUAGACUACUGGCACAGCCUUAUAUCCUGACUAUAGAACACUCUCUUCCAUCUUAGUUCUGUGGCCAAGCCCUUUUCUCCAGUGAUACCACUUAAAAUCAUACUUCUAGGGAGAUCCAUAAAAGACCAAAUCCUAUACAUAGAAAAGACUCUAGGUAUAUGAAAUUUGAAAUGUAACAUCCAUAUAUAAUAUAUGAGAGCUGAGGCUCUCUCAUAGAUAUCAAAUGUUCACCUAAGACUCCUUUAUCCUUGCAUUCUGAUUGUGUAAAUAUGGGUUGGGGCCAUGCGUAUGAUAAGCUUAUUAAAUCAGUAUGCUACAAGCCAGCAAUUGGUGUAUUGUAUCAGUCUUCAUAUGUUGAUUCAUAGUUUUGCUAUUCCAUAGCUGUGUAUAUGGCUUUGGACAAGUUAUUAGUCUCUUUAAGACCAUGUUUCUUUUUUGUAAAUUGAGGAUGAAAAUAUUAUUUUCCUCACUAAGACUGCUAAGUGGAGACUAAGUGAAGUAAUUCAUAUAAAGUCCUUAGCACAGUAACUGGCCUGUAGAGCUCCACAGUUGGUUAUGUGAUAAUGAUAGAAGGUUGGUUUUUGUUUUUUGUUUUAUCAUCUCUGUAAGAUAGUAAAAUGAGACAGUAGUAAAAUGGGAAUCUUCUAUUCUAAGAUCACAAACUUCAUUUAUUUUCUGUCUUACAAACUCAAUUCAAACAAAUAAUUCAGCCUUAGAUCCUCUGUAAUAGAGAAGGCGGGGGGGGGGCUGUAACAUUUCAGUUUAAAGAGCAGGACCUGUUAUUGAUAGAUUGUAGUUUUGUGCUCAUUUUUUCUUAGACAUAUUUACAUAUAUUUUUAUGAAGUCAAUUCAGAAAAACCACAUGCUAAAAGAAAGGUCAGGGACAAAAACACUGUCAGGCUUACAUGGUGUUUAUUUAAAAAUUUUUGAAGAUCAUUUCGAAACGCAUGUUUGAGUAUCUUUGUGUGGGCUCUCACAUGCUACCCGUGUGCAGCAUAGACUUCUGGCUGUGUUACGGUAAAUGGACACACUCUGGUCCAGGUGAGGGGCUCUCCUGAUGACUCAUAUCCAGACAAAAGUGAAAGACUUGUAACUCUGAGAUCUAAAAACAGUAUGAACUUGAUAAAAGAGAAGAUCUACUCUAAAAUAGUUUUAAUUAAAAGAAUGAUUCUGCGUGUCAGGAAAGCCACAACGGCACAAUAAGACAAAGCAGUAAAAUGUUAGCACUUUGAGUAUGUUCUCUUUUUUGUAUUUAAAUUAGAGGGUACCAUGGGGAAGUUUGUGAAGGUUUUGGGAUGAUUUGAAGAAAAUAAAAAGGAAUGAAGAAACUGGAUAACUGAAUAGUAUCACUUAACAGAGCACUGAUAGAAGAAAAACUGUUACAAAUUUCUGCAUGUUGUAUUUGCAUCUCAACUCAAGCGAUAGGAAGAGGAUGUUCAUAAAGCAACUCUAGAUCAUGCAUGAACAGAAAAACUGAAAGGGCAAAUUCAGUUUAAAGUGUUCUGUGGCUACAGGAUCCUGAGUCAAAAGCAGAUUUGACUGUAUACAGAAUUCAUGAACUUAUAUAUGAAAGGAAAAGCCAUUCUAAUUUUCCAGAUUAUUUUGAAUAUAAAUAUCACUACCCUUCCAUCCCAAAGUGAAAAAAAUGAGGCAAAAGUCCCUAUUUUAUGUUUAUAAUUUUGGUAUGAAAAGAGCCUAAAGUAUGUAUGGUCUUUUAUUUGAAGUGAUGCUGCAGUCAUCACUCCAAAUUAGCACUCUUUUCUGGCAAUGAGAAGAAAGAUACCUGUCAUAAAAAAAGAGACAAAAAGCUCCAUGGAGAGAAUAUUAAGGAAUUAACAGAUAUAAUGUAGAUUGUGAGUUGUUCUUGUUUGAAACCUAGUUAACCUCAAAUUUUUAUAUACUUCUUUAUGUUUAUUUAAGGAAGAUAUUAAAUUCAGCCAUUUUCCUCCAUGUUCUGUGUCCUCUAGGGGUUGUAUUUGCAGAUAUUGUUGUACAUAGUGAUUUACCAGCUUCAUCAUAUUGAGUGUUUGUCUGAAGGAUUUAAAUGGAUAUACAGUUUUAACUUAGUGGACACCUUAAGAAAAUUCAGUUGUUGCAGAAGAAACUGUUGAAGACAGAACUCUUACACUAAUUUUUACUGGCUAUCUCAGCUGCAGCUCUUGUGUUUAGAAGGCAAAUGUGAAUAGUAUUUCAGUAUACUUUCCAUUUGCCAUGUUGCUAAUAGUGGUCUCGCACUUGAAAGGAAGACUCAGUCUUAAAGGUCAUAUGUCUUAGCUUUGUUUUUCUCCCAAUAAAAUCUUCAAAGUACUUGCCUUCCUUAGGUUGCCUUUAUAACACUGACCAUGAAGUUGCUUUGGGGGUGAAAAUGUUUUGGAAUUUUUUGAGAUCCUUAUUUGGCAAGGUUGUGCUUUUAAACAUGUAAGAGGCAUGGGAGGGAUGUGUCAUUUAUAACUUCUGUCUUAGGGUAGUGUUAUGAUUAAGACUACUAGAGUCAGGUUGUCGGAUUUGUAUUCCUAUUGCCACUCAAUACAGAUCUGAGGCUUUGGGCAAGUUAAUAACCUUUGUGUGCCUUUGUUUUCUCUUCUAUGAAAUCAGAAUGAUAGUAUCUUCCACAUAAUAUUGUGGAACAAAAUUAGAAAAUAUAUGGAAAAUAUGGAGAUAGGUGAGUAACUCAAGGUUAAUGACCAAUCAAUAAAUAAUAAAUGUUGCUGUCAUCAUCUUCAACACUUUCUACACUAGUCCAUAUAAUUGGACAACUUGCACUUGUUUUUAAUUCAUUAGAUAUUAAUUUUGCAUUAUAUAAAAUACAUUCCUUUUUUUUAAAAGAUUUUAUUUGAUAGCACAAGCAGGGGGAGGAGCAGAGGGAGAGGUAGAAGCAGAAGCAGACUCCCCACUGAGCAGGGAGCCCAAUGUGGGACUCGAUCCCAGGACCCUGAGAUCAUGACCUGAGCCGAAGGCAGAUACUUAACCAACUGAGCCACCCAGGUGCCCCAUAAGAUACAUUCCUAAAUAUAUGAGAUAUAUUUAGAUGGUUUACAACCCAAUAUAAAUAUUUGUAAACAACUAUGGUAUAAGCCUGAAUGAAAGAAAUCCUUAUAAGAGAAUUACCCCUGAAAGUAUUGAUCCUAGAUGGGGAGAGAUUACUUCUAAUUGGGAGAAUUAUGGAAGACUUUAUGAAGAUACUGGCUCUUGUGCUGGGCUUCAUAAUGACAUACAGGGUUUUAGAAGGCUUAAGACAGAGGUAAAGGACAUGCCUGGACAGAAGACCAUAAACCAGCAUCUUUUUAGUACUAACCAGGCAUUAUAUACUAAGUACUAUCUUAAUUCAAAGUCAUCACCAUAAAUCUUUUAAGGUAUAUACUUUUGACCUCUGUUUACAGGUGAAAUUAAGGCUCAGAGAAGUUAACUGAUUUACUCAAGAUAACACAACUAAAUAAGGAGUAGUAGAGUUAGAAUUUGAAUCCAGCUCUACCUGGCUCGAAAACCCACACUCUUUUAGCUACACUGCCUUCAGGCUGGAGAACAGUGUGAACAAAGGUAUAGAUGAGAGAAAGUACAGUAGAUGUUUAAGAAACUUCUAAUAGAAUAGUCUAAAUAAGAAGGUGGGGUAGAAACUCUGCUGGGAAAUGAGAGAGGUUCCAGAUUAUAGUCUUGAAU
Molecule: messenger RNA, 35454 nt
Organism: Mirounga angustirostris (Northern elephant seal)
Lineage: Eukaryota; Metazoa; Chordata; Mammalia; Carnivora; Phocidae
Gene: COP1
Product: COP1 E3 ubiquitin ligase
Exons: 19
Coding region: 276-2468 (730 amino acids)
Biological process (GO): proteasome-mediated ubiquitin-dependent protein catabolic process
Molecular function (GO): protein binding; ubiquitin protein ligase activity
Source: RefSeq, a predicted model, not a curated record